Molecule: messenger RNA, 852 nt
Organism: Boleophthalmus pectinirostris (great blue-spotted mudskipper)
Lineage: Eukaryota; Metazoa; Chordata; Actinopteri; Gobiiformes; Gobiidae
Product: mucin-7-like
Exons: 4
Coding region: 1-852 (283 amino acids)
Source: RefSeq, a predicted model, not a curated record
AUGACAUCACCUCCUCCAACAAACAUGACAUCAUCUCCUGCAACCACUACAGCUUCACUUCCGACAACACUUGCAACUACAACAGCCACAUCUGACCCAAAAAUAAAACUUGAAUUUAAGCUGCAGGAAACCUUUUCCCCAAGUCUUGAGAAUAAAUCUUCACCUGAAUUCAAGGCAUUAGAAAAAAAAGUCACAGAAGCGCUUGAUGCUACAUAUUCAGCUAAAUUUGGAUCUAAAUUUGAACGCACAGUAAUUAAAGCUUUCAGCAAGGGAUCUGUUAAAACAGAGGCUGAAUUGAUAUUCAAUGAUGCAAACACUAUGCCAAACACAACAUCCGUCUCUGAUGCUUUGGUGGAGGCUGCAUCAAGUUCCAAUUUUUCCCUUAGUGUCAACACUUCAACUAUUUCUGCAACUGCUGUAGAGACAACAACAGCAGCUCCUACCACAGCUGCACCUACCACAGCAGCAAAUACCACAGCUGCACCUACAACGGCAGCACCUACCACAGCAGCACCUAACAUAACAGCUGCACCUACCACAGCCGCACCUAACAUAACAGCUGCACCUACCACAGCCGCACCUAACAUAACAGCUGCACCUACCACAGCCGCACCUAACAUAACAGCUGCACCUACCACAGCAGCACCUAACACAACAGCUGCACCUACCACAGCAGCACCUAACAUAACAGCUGCACCUACCACAGCAGCACCUAACAUAACAGCUGCACCUACCACAGCAGCACCUAACAUAACAGCUGCACCUACCACAGCAGCACCUAACAUAACAGCUGCACCUACCACAGCAGCACCUAACAUAACAGCUGCACCUACAACAGCAGCACUAACAUAA